GCGUAAUGGCACAGCUUCCUCAAGACUAUCUCAACGCCUGUGAUGCAGCUCAGUGUCGAGAAGCUUACAGUGGAAGAGCAUACCAAACGGGAGCCACCUGCCGGGAGCAACAAUACUAUGACGAGUGUUUGUUAAGGACAGCCGGAACAGUGGGUACAAUAACUAAUGAUGCGCAGUUCCAAGAGUUUCUGUCGAGAGUUCCGAUAGCGCGGCUACCAUACUGCCCAAAGGAUUUCAUUGCUAUAAGUCAGUUGUUGACAGGCGAUCUACUGAUGUCGAUCAGAGAAGUACUCACUAGACAAGGGUCAGAGACAC
Candidula unifasciata is the source of this 315-nucleotide messenger RNA. Lineage: Eukaryota; Metazoa; Mollusca; Gastropoda; Stylommatophora; Geomitridae. The record is from the annotation of a GenBank genome assembly.